This is a messenger RNA of Diabrotica virgifera virgifera (western corn rootworm), 1994 nucleotides long. RefSeq lists its product as uncharacterized. NCBI's taxonomy places the organism in Eukaryota, Metazoa, Arthropoda, Insecta, Coleoptera, Chrysomelidae. The record is from RefSeq and is a predicted model, not a curated record. Gene Ontology annotation, molecular function: aspartic-type endopeptidase activity; nucleic acid binding; zinc ion binding. The transcript has a single exon. The coding region runs from base 70 to 1545 and encodes 491 amino acids. Gene Ontology annotation, biological process: proteolysis.
ACAUUCUUUCUUAAAUUCUGUCUCAUACCUAUAUACUAAGUCAUAAAAAAAGUAAAAGAUUGUAAACGUAUGUCUACCAUAUAUCCUGAUAUAAGCAACUUAUUUGACGAACAAAUACCUUCUCCCGACUCAAAUUCUUUCUCAAAUUCUACUACUUCUAAUUCUAAUAACAUGUCAUUAUCAACUGAAAUAGCUGAAAAACUUCUUAUAAGAUUCGAUGGUAUAAAAUCAAAAUUAUACGAAUUCAUAGAUAAUUGUGAUAAAUCUUACAAUCUAGUAAAUCCACAAUCCAAAGCAAUUUUAUUAGCCAUUAUAGAAACUAAAUUAACUGAUAAAGCUAGGGCCAUAACUAGAAACCGAACAUUUGAUGAAUGGAAAGAUUUAAAAGACUUCUUAUUAGAUGCUUAUUCUGAACGCCGAACGGAAGGUCAGUGGCAAUGGGAAUUACAUUCCUUACGUCAGAUGCCCAGUGAAAAUGUAAUGUCAUUUUCAAAUAAGGUUGAGAACUGUUAUAUAAAAUUAAUAAAUACACUUGAUCCAAAUUUAUCUCCAGAUGCAAGAAAUGCUUGUACUAAACUUUUAAAAAAUCAAGCACUAAAUGUCUUUAUCCGAGGAUUAAACAAAUACCUCUCUAUUCUUUUCAAAGCCCGAAAUCCAGAUUCCUUAGAAAAAGCUGUUGCUGUAGCAGUUGCCGAAGAACAGGAACAGUUGUUAUCAAGGCAAGAAAUUUUUAGACCAUUUUGUAAUAUUUGUAAACGAAAUAACCAUUCCUCAAACAACUGUCGAUAUAAAAACAAUUCAGAUAGAAAUAUUAGGCAUUUUCAAAAUUCUAGUUUUCAAAAUCCAAAAUAUCCUAAUACAAAUCUUCAAAAACCAAAUUUUCAAAAUCGAAAUUAUAAACCCUCAAAUUCAAAUUCAAAUUCCGAUUUUCCUCCAAACUUAAGAAAAGAUUAUAUCAACACUUCCCCACGUUUUUGUAGAUACUGCAAAAACCCAGGUCAUGUUAUAGAAGAAUGUAGAAAACGCGAAUUUAAUAAUAAAAACAAAAUAUCCAACAAAUCCUUUAAACUUACAGAGUCCUCGACAAGCAGCGGUCGAUUCUCGAGGAGUUCGUUCAGUUCAGGCCGUAUCGCAACCAUCAACUUCUCAGUCACUUCCUAUGUAGAUUUACCCAUAGUAAAUAAUAAUUGUAAUCAACUCUUUUGCAAGUUUCUAAUCGAUACAGGUGCAGAUAUUUCUUUAAUUAAAUAUUCAAAAAUACUAGAUCUUCCAAAAAUUUAUUCCGAAUCUCUUACUCUACGAGGUAUUGAUAAAAAUGUCUUAAAUCCAAAUAAAACUGUAUGUAGUUGUAACGUAAAUUUCAAGGUUAAAGAUUUUGUCCAAAGUCAUGUUUUCUAUGUCGUAGAAGACGAUUUUCCUCUUCAUUUUGACGGUAUACUAGGUAGCGAUUGUUUUGAAAUAAAUAAAUGUCAAAUUGAUUAUAAAGAAAACAAACUAAACUUUGAAAAUUGUUCUAUUCCAAUUGAAUAUAUAAAAUUUCCAUAAAAUAACAAUGACGAAAUUCUGAGAGAUCAAAAUAUCGAGACAAAUUAUAAUACUGAUGAAAUAAUUACUUAUGACUCUAAAUCCACAGAAGAUCAUUCUUAUUUAGAAACCUCAAAUGAUAUCCAAAUAACCUUAAGUAGUAGUAGUCCAAUUCAAUCUAACUCUGAAAUCAGAGAAAAUUCAAGUGUAAAUGUGAAAAAUCAAAUGAGAAUGAGAUAUGCACAAAUAAAAUUUCUAGCUCUUCACUAAAUUAUAAAUCAAAAUUCUAUUCAGACUUUCAGUCCAAGAAGACUCAUACAUUCGAACAAAGCUCAAAUUCUAACUCAAAAAGUAAUAAAAUUAUUCUAGCUCCCAGAACUGAAGCAAUUUGGGUGAUAAAGUAGCGAUCAACAGGUAGCCAAAACGCGUUCCAAGAUUGCGGCUGUAAUUUUGAAUAUUUUUUCGAGAUA